Messenger RNA from Coccinella septempunctata (seven-spotted ladybird), 1225 nucleotides. It is a transcript of the gene AP-2sigma, whose product is annotated as AP-2 complex subunit sigma. Gene Ontology annotation, biological process: clathrin-dependent endocytosis; intracellular protein transport. The record is from RefSeq and is a predicted model, not a curated record. The transcript is spliced from 3 exons. The coding region runs from base 148 to 576 and encodes 142 amino acids. Gene Ontology annotation, cellular component: intracellular membrane-bounded organelle; membrane coat; AP-2 adaptor complex. Gene Ontology annotation, molecular function: clathrin-cargo adaptor activity. Lineage: Eukaryota; Metazoa; Arthropoda; Insecta; Coleoptera; Coccinellidae.
GAUGUCAAAAAAUUGUCAAUGUCAAACCGAAUUUUUUAUCACAGCAUUACAUUUAUAUGUCAAUAUCAAUAUUAUUUGUGAUUUAGAAUAUUUAAUUAUUAUUCGUUUAAUAACUGAUACUUGUUCGUAUUCGAAUUCAACCACAAUAUGAUCCGUUUCAUACUCAUCCAAAAUAGAGCUGGUAAAACCAGAUUAGCUAAAUGGUAUAUGAAUUUCGACGACGACGAAAAGCAAAAACUUAUUGAAGAAGUUCACGCUGUAGUAACUGUCAGAGAUGCAAAACAUACAAAUUUUGUAGAGUUUCGUAACUUCAAAAUAGUCUACAGGAGGUAUGCGGGACUUUAUUUUUGUAUAUGUGUUGAUGUAAACGACAAUAAUCUCUGUUAUCUCGAAGCCAUACAUAAUUUUGUUGAAGUCCUGAAUGAAUAUUUCCACAAUGUCUGCGAGUUGGAUUUAGUGUUCAACUUUUACAAAGUCUAUACUGUAGUUGAUGAAAUGUUUCUUGCUGGAGAAAUAAGAGAAACAUCCCAAACCAAAGUAUUGAAACAAUUACUCAUGCUAAAUGCGUUAGAAUAAUUUUUUAGUAAACAUUGUGAAGGCUUGAAUGUGUUAUCGAUGAUUCUGGACCUGAUAUUCAUUUGCUAGUCGUGAUUUUGUGAAAAUAAAAGAAAAAUGCAUUGCUGAAGGUUGAAACGGUAUUUUUGACCAAUUGAAGGUUAGAUUUUAAUUCGUGUAAAUAUUAAGUAUUAGAAUCAAACAUUAAAUACUUUCGUCAGAAUUAGGUAAUAUAAUAUGCACCUGUUGAAUCAAGAAUUUUUCGGUGAUAUCACUGGAAAAAAUCAUGCAAAAAUAAAAUAAGAUUCAAUGUAAAUCUUGAAAAGCUAAAAAGUCUUUGAUUAGGAUGUGUAUUUUUUAGCGUUAUAAGUUCAUUUUCUUAAUUUUAAUCUGAAGAUACAGAUUAUUUCUUGUCCUGUUAAUACGAUGAUUUAUUUUAUUUGUAAUAUUCAAGAACCUUCACAUAAUUUACUAAAUUGUCUAAUAGAAUUGAAACAUAUACUUAGGCAAAUAAGUUUUAAGUUUCUAUAUUUUAUGAUACUCAGUUGUUAGUAUUAAAAAGAAAUAAUUUUUGUAUAAUUAUAUUUUUGUCUGUUUGUAUUGCAUGACUUGUUGGUGUGACAUUCCAUUUUUUCGAAUGAUAAUUAAAGAGUAUAGAGCUGAAAGAAUA